Parnassius mnemosyne (clouded apollo) is the source of this 4055-nucleotide messenger RNA. Lineage: Eukaryota; Metazoa; Arthropoda; Insecta; Lepidoptera; Papilionidae. The record is from the annotation of a GenBank genome assembly.
AACCUUAACGCUGUCCAUUACCAUCUAGAGACGGCGAAGCCGGCCUUGCUCUUUUUAACCGAGACUCAGGUGUCCUCUCCGGCUGAUACUUCAUAUUUCUCCUACCCGGGAUACAAAUUAGAACACUCCUUUGUGCCCCGGGCUGGAGUUUGUGUAUACGUCAGAGAGGACAUCUGUUUUCGACGCCUCGGCAGCCUUGAAGGUACAGACCUGUCCAUCCUAUGGCUGCGCGUAGACAGCGACGACCAUCCCCGCGUCUACGGGUGCCUCUAUAGGUCGCAUAGCGGUAAUGCCGACACAGACCGACUCAUCGACCACGUCCAAAUGGCUGCAGACUCCGUGCUACAACAGGUCCCAUCCGCAGAGAUCGUGAUACUCGGUGAUUUCAACGCCCACCACGCUGAAUGGCUUGGUUCUCGUUUAACCGAUCAUGCGGGUAGAUCUGUCUACGACUUUGCUUUGACAUAUGGUCUAACACAACUGGUUACUUCGCCUACGCGGAUCCCAGAUGUGGAAGACCAUGUACCUUCCCUGUUGGACCUUCUGCUGACCUCUCAUCCGGACGGAUAUCAGGUCUCCGUCGAUGCCCCUCUGAGCUCUUCGGACCAUUGUCUGAUCCGGAGCACGGUGCCACUCACGCUCCAAUCGCAAUUGCGAUCUACAGCUUGCCGCCGUGUUUGGCACUAUAGGUCAGCUGAUUGGGACGGGAUGCGGUGUUUUUUUGCAUCCUACCCUUGGGGGCGGGUUUGCUUCUCGCCGGAAGAUCCCAGCGUUGUUGCCGAUUCUGUUGCUGAUGUAGUACUUCAGGGUAUGGAAGUUUUUAUUCCAUCCUCUGUGGUGCCCAUCGGAGGCAGAUCCCAGUGAUGGUUUGGUCGCUCCUGUAAAAUAGCAUCACGCUAUAAGCAGGAGUGCUACCGAGCCUGGGCUGACGCAUCAACGUCUCGGGAUUUGAACACCAGCGCACUUAAAAAGAAGUAUAAUUCCGCCUCCAGGUCCUUCAAAAGCGUCAUUGCCAAGGCAAGGUCUGAGCACAUCGGCAGAAUUGGCGAGAAGCUAGUUCGCCUUCCUUCGGGAACCCGUGCAUUCUGGUCUCUCGCCAAGGCUGUCCAAGGGAACUUCUGUCAGCCAUCCCUUCCAUCUCUGCACAGAGAGGACGACUCACUGGCCCAUGCCGCAAAAGAGAAAGCCGAUCUGUUGUGCUCUCUUUUUGCGUCUAACUCGACUCUAGAUGAAGGGGGGAACACACCGCCGACCAUCCCGCGAUGUGAGUGCUCCAUGCCGGAUGUGCGAUUUACACAGCGCUCGGUUCGCAAAGCACUCUUCUCCCUGGACGUCAGCAAGCCGAGUGGGAUCGAUGGAGUCCCUUCCAUUGUGCUGAAGAAGUAUGCUUCCGGAGUUGGAACCGGUUUUAACGCGUCUUUUCCGUUACUCCUACUCCCAAGGCGUAGUCCCGAAUUCAUGGAAGACAGCUUUGGUCCACCCGAUCCCUAAAAAAGGCGACCGCUCAGACCCGUCCAACUACAGGCCUAUCGCCAUCACCUCCUUGUUCUCCAAAAUAAUGGAAUCCAUUAUAAACUGCCAGCUCAUGAGGUACCUUGAGGAUCACCAGCUGAUCAGUGACCGUCAGUACGGUUUUCGUCGGGGUCGAUCAGCAGGUGAUCUUCUGGUUUACUUAACUCAUAGAUGGGCGGAGGCAGUAGAGUCCAAGGGGGAGGCAUUGGCCGUUAGUUUGGACAUAGCGAAGGCCUUCGAUCGGGUCUGGCACAAGGCGCUUCUUUCGAAGCUUCCUUCCUAUGGGCUUCCCGAGAAAUUGUGCAAAUGGAUCACCAGUUUCCUUGCUGAUCGGAGCAUCAAGGUCGUAGUAGACGGUGCAUGCUCUGAUUUCAAGUUCCACAAGGCUGCGUGCUAUCACUAACGCUGUUUCUCCUGCAUAUCAAUGAUAUGUUGCUAACUGGUAGCAUUCAUUGCUAUGCAUACGACAGCACUGGGGAUGCCUUAUAUACCGGCCGUGCCAAUAUUUCUCGGGAAAACGUCGCCGAGUACCGGGACAAACUUGUGUCUGAAGUCGAGUCUGCUUAACAAAGUCUCGGAUUGGGGCCGACUAAAUCUAGUCCAGUUCAAUCCCCAGAAGACACAAGAUUGCGCGUUUACCGCUAAAAAGAACCCCUUUGUCGUAUCUCCUCAGUUUCAAGGCACUCCCCUUGCUGCCUCAGCCAGUAUCGGAAUCCUUGGCGUCGACAUAUCGAAUAGCGUGCAGUUUCGUGGUCACUUGGAAGGGAAGGCCAAAUUGGCCUCUAAAAAGCUUGGCGUGCUCAGCAGAGCGAGACAGUAUUUCAUGCCGGCAUAUCGCUUGCAACUUUACAAAGCGCAAGUUCGGCCCCACAUGGAAUACUGUUCUCAUCUCUGGGGCGGGGCACCCCAGUGCCAGCUCCUUCCACUUGACCGCAUCCAGCGCAGAGCGAUUCGAAUCGUCGACGACCGAGUUCUUUCCGAUCGGCUCGAUACACUGGCACUGCGUAGAGAUGUUGCAUCUCUUUGCGUAUUUUAUCGCAUCUAUCACGGGGAGUGCUCUGAGGAAUUGUUCGGACUAAUUCCAGCCGCUCAAUUUCACCAUCGCACGUCGCGACAAAACUCGCGUUACCAUCCAUACCAUCUGGAUGAUUGGCGGUCCACCACUGUGCGAUUUAGAAGAAGUUUUCUCCCUCGCACAAGUUCUUUGUGGAAUCAAUUACCACCAGCGAAUUUUCCGAACCGAUACGACUUAGGAACCUUCAAGAAAAGAGCUUACACCUUUCUAAAAGGCCGGCAACGCAUCUGCAAUUCCCCUGGUGUUGCGGUUGUUCAUGGGCGGCGGUAGUCACUUACCAUCAGGUGAGCCGCAUGCUCGUUUGCCCCCUAUUCUAUAAAAAAAAAAUGUUACAACUAUAAGUUUCAAUCAAACUUCAUUCUUUCAUAGCCUUUGUCCUUCCUCUUUCACACAGCAGGAUACUAAGAAAUAUUAUUAAUAAAAAUAAAUUAAACAAAAAAAAUAAAGUGAAAUGCUAUGUUCAUAGUAUAUAUACCUAUUUAAAAUUAAUAUAAAAUAUUAAUAUUUAUAUAAAAACGAAAAAAAAAUUCCAAAGGACCCACAUAAUAACAUUCCAGGCUCUGACAACCAUGUUCUAUAGUGAAAUAUGUUGUGCCAAAAAUUAUCCAGAGUAGACAUUAUAAUUAAAACAAUGUAAAUUUUUUUUGUAGGAUAAGGGUUAUAAACGAGCACACAGUCCACUUGAUGGUAAGUGGUUGCUGUGGCCCAUAAACAUCUACAUCUAUUCUCCAUUACGAAUCAAAAUGCAGAUGCGUUGUCACCCUUGAGGACUAAGAUGGAAUGCCUCCUUUCUAGUAAAAAGGGUCUCCAGUUCUCUACAAUCAUCAUACGAAACAUCAUGCUAUUUUACGCUGGUAUUCUGUGAGAGCGUGGUCCUUCCACGGUCGAGCCUAACCAUUCGUGUUACAACUAUACUACUAAUAUAAAAUAAAAUAAAAAAUCUUGCUUUUGUAGUCUGUUAAAAAAUUUGUACUAUUUGACAGGUAUAUGGAUACAAAUUGAUACAAGUGGACGCAAAGAGUGGGGUACAGUACAUUGUGGUACUAAAUGAUGAAUGUAAUUCUUUACAUUCAAGUGUCUCCGACCCCCAACAACGAAGAUUAUUAAAUGCGGCACUAACUCAUAUAUAUAUGUCUGGUGGAACUGUAAAAGAAGAUGAUAUGUGGAAAUUCCUUACUGAAGCGGGCUUGCUAGAAGAAAACGAUUAUGCUGGACGCAAACUAUUAAUGAACACGAUGACAAGACAAAUGUACUUACAAUACAACAAGGUUGGAGAUGGUGAAUUAGCAAGAAACGUUUUCGAGUGGGGACAAAGGGCGAUAGAAGAAGCACCUAAAAUGUAUCUUCUCAAGAAAAUGGCCGAAGCAUUUGAUAAGAGCCCUGGUCAUUGGUGCGAACAGUACAAAGAAGCCACAGAAGGCACCUAGCAGUUAUGAUUGAAAUAUAUAAUAUUUAAUAAUAUUAUAUU